Messenger RNA from Nematocida major, 423 nucleotides. RefSeq lists its product as uncharacterized. The coding region runs from base 1 to 423 and encodes 140 amino acids. Lineage: Eukaryota; Fungi; Microsporidia. The transcript has a single exon. The record is from RefSeq and is a predicted model, not a curated record.
AUGCAAGAGAACACAGCGGCAGAAAAGUUAAUAGCUGAAAAUAUGCGAAAAAGCGCAAGGUAUGUGGCACGCUACACGCAAACAAGCAUCCCGAAAUUUGAUACGAAGUGGAUUAUUUUAGUGGGGGUUAUGCUCCUGAUGGUGGCUGUUUAUGUGAUGACCUGCGUAAUUUCAGCACGAGAGAAGACGGCGUAUAUAAAUAGAGUGAACGCGAACGCAGAAAUUCCUCUGCUAAGGGUGGAGAACGAGGACGGAGUGUGCAUAGCUGCAACCACGGAAAGAGACAAAAAAACGUGGCAGAGAAGGCAAAAGCAAAGGUACAGCCAAAACAGGCGCUAUAUACAGAUGGCGCAAGUCGGGAUGUUACUUGGAGGCCUACUUUCAAUGGGCGUGCUGGCCUUUUAUUUUUUAUCCCAAAUGUGA